This is a messenger RNA of Cyprinodon variegatus (sheepshead minnow), 1859 nucleotides long. RefSeq lists its product as uncharacterized. NCBI's taxonomy places the organism in Eukaryota, Metazoa, Chordata, Actinopteri, Cyprinodontiformes, Cyprinodontidae. The transcript is spliced from 2 exons. The record is from RefSeq and is a predicted model, not a curated record. Bases 153 to 1859 code for a protein of 568 amino acids.
UGUUAGCAUCACAUGAUGUAUUCAAUAAGUAAUUCCUGGGCAACCAGUGACGUCCAGGAAAGGCUGGAUGGCAACUGAGGAAGAUCAGUGACGCUGGAGAGACAGCUGACCUCCAGGAAAGCCUGGCAUGGGUGCAUGAGGCUAGCAACCUUAUGUACAGCACUCGCAAGAGGGCACCAAAUCAAGCUACGAAUGACCACAAUGAGCAAUACCCCCAGAGUCUCCCGAGAGGGGGGGAGGAUGAGAGACUCGCAAGGACGGACACAUCGGUACAGACCAGGACUGAUACACGGUUAACGAGAAGGCUCACCCAAACCACACUGACAGGGACGGCACCAGAAGUGCGAUGCCAAUGUGGCAAGAUAUGCAAGAACACCAGAGGGCUAAAGAUCCAUCAAGCCAAGACCAAGUGUGGAAAGGAGGCAAUUUUGUUGCAGCGCAGGGUGGAGACACCUCGUCAGACGCAGGAGAACCCCAGUCAGGAGGCACCCCACAGCACUGGAGAUCUCUUGGCAACAGCUUUGCCUUUGAACCACACAGUGGUCAACUCUGAUGCCUCCCAGCAACCUCAACCUGCAAAGGACAGAAUAAAAUGGCCGAAAAUGAACAGCAACAAGGAGUGGCAGCAGCUGGAUGAGGACCUCUGUAAGAUUCUUGAAACUGCUCUGGUAGGUGCAGCAGAACAGAAGAUGGCAACGAUGACAGCAAUCAUCUAUAAUGUGGCCAAGGAGCGGUUUGGUGUCGAGGAUAGGAAGACCAGUACUCCUAAUGUCCGGCAACCAAAUCGUAGGGAAAAGGAGAUGCAGAGCUUGCGGAGAGAGAUAAAGGCACUAUCCAGGCAGUUCAAGAAUGCCACCGAAGGGGAAAAAGAGGGAAUUAGAGACCUAACAUCAGGGCUUCGUGAGCAGCUUCGCAGGCUAAGAAGGGCAGAGCAGACACGGAAGCAGAGAAAGAAGAAGGGGGCAAAGAGGGCACAGUUCAUCAAAGACCCUUAUAGGUUCACUAAAACCUUAUUAGGAGAAGCAAGAUCAGGAUCACUCAGCAGCUCUAAGGAGGAGGUUGAAGAGGCUCUGAGGUUGACUCACUGUGACCCACAGAGGUAUGAACUUCUUAGCAGCCACCCAAAGAUCAUCAAGGUGCCACCCCCCUCAGAACCUUUGGUGACCAGAGAACCGACCUGGAAGGAAGUGGAGGAGGUGGUGAAAAAGGCAAGGACAGCAUCAGCCCCUGGACCAAGCGGAGUGCCUUACAAAGUGUACAAGAAGUGUCCACUUCUGCUACGUAGACUUUGGAAGCUCUUCCGGACAAUCUGGGCAAAGGGCAGCAUACCAACUACCUGGAGAGUGUCAGAGGGCUGCUUUGUGCCAAAGGAGAAGGACUCUUCUGAGAUCGGCCAGUUCCGCGCCAUCUCUCUGCUGAGUGUAGAAGCCAAGAUCUUUUUCUCAGUCUUGGCGAGAAGAAUAACUAACUACAUGACAACAAAUGGAUACAUUAACACCUCGAUCCAGAAGGGGGGGAUUCCAGGGGAGAAGGACUCUUCUGAGAUCGGCCAGUUCCACGCCAUCUCUCUCCUGAGUGUAGAAGCCAAGAUCUUUUUCUCAGUCUUGGCGAGAAGAAUAACUAACUACAUGACAACAAAUGGAUACGUCAACACCUCGAUCCAGAAGGGGGGGAUUCCAGGGUUCUCUGGAUGCCUGGAACACACCACCAUCCUCAGCCAUCUGAUCCAGGAGGCCAGGGGGAGCAAGGGCAACCUAACAGUUGUCUGGCUGGACCUCGCAAAUGCAUAUGGGUCCAUGCCCCAUUCUCUCAUCAACAAGGCUAUGGAGCAGUACCACAUCCCCGACAAAUCAGGUUGA